CGUCUUCUUGUUCCAACCAAAAGGGCUCGACUGGCUGAGAAACGUGCUCGCCACCGCCAACUUUAUGAUCAGCUAAUGACAUCCGCAUCUGGAGGGGACACUGCCACUGCUUUCCAUGAUACUCUAGUAAAACAACAGUCCGUCCAAGAGGAGAUAAACGCAAGUGUGCGCCGGCGCCUCCUGCAAGAAGCUGGAGUUAAGCUGGACACCAUGCAGGAGAUUUCUGAAACACAAUCUGGCUCUAAUCCUGCCACGGAUAUUGAGGGUCUUCCGCCUGGAACUUAUGUCAAACUGAUUUUUGCCAGUAUGUCUUGGAUUAUUUGUGGAAUUGUUCGAGGUUUCUGUCAAGUGCGUAUGUUGACUUGA
Molecule: messenger RNA, 366 nt
Organism: Protopolystoma xenopodis
Lineage: Eukaryota; Metazoa; Platyhelminthes; Monogenea; Polystomatidea; Polystomatidae
Source: the annotation of a GenBank genome assembly